AUGCAUGCCCCUAAAAAAUAUAAUGUAAUAUUUAUGUUUUCGGCCAGAAAAAACAUAUUUAAGGUUAUAUUAUUAAUUAUCUUAUUAUUGAACAUUGCCAACAUUGCCUUAAAACUGGGAGAACAAGCAUUUAUAGAAUCAACAGAGGAAAUAUCUAAUGUUUAUAAGAAUACUAUUCAAGAGAAUAUAAUUAAUUCAUCACUUGAAACUCCAUUAACGGAGGAUGAAAAGAUCAACCUGAAAUAUUGUCAAGAGAAAACAUGUAAAUUCGUGUUUCCAUAUUUUCAUCCAGAACAAGAAACUCGCGCCAAUAUUCAUACUCGCCUUUAUACACAGCUAGCUCAACCUCUAAAUCGUACAAUAGUCCUAUCAAAUGUCGGCCAUUCGAGAGUCCAAGCAUGUUCUCCAUAUCCAUUCGACUUCUAUUAUAAUAUGAAAGCAUUUCAAAAACUGUAUCCAGGCACUCAAUUUAUAACUCAAGAAAAAUUUUUAAAAUGGAUACAAGAAAGAAAUAUCAAACCAAUUGCGCAACAUUUUUGGAUGAUUCAAGAUGGUAGAGGUGAUUAUAUAAGCUUUCGAGAAAAAAAGGUUAUGGGAGUUUACAAAGGAGUUGAAAUGGGAAGAAAGGAAAAAACAAGAUAUUGCUUAGAUAAAUUUGAUAUAAAUAUCACGGAUUACAAAGAAUUUCAUACAGGGAUUAAAGUAUUAGACACCGAAGCAAUGUUUAACCUUGUUACAAACACUCUAAAAACUCCACCUACAGCAGAAUCUGAAAUAAUAAUGAUAUUAAACAGGGCACCUAGAGAAAUAUUUCCAUUUAUCGAUAAAGUAAUUCCAUAUUCACCACGCAUUAUUAACCAAUCUAAAAGCAUCAUAAAAAAAUUGAAACCAUAUAUAGCUAUUCAUUGGAGAAUGGAGCAGGGUGAUCCAGAAUUGAUGCCAGAAUGUGCCAAGAAACUAGUUAAAAAGGUGAAAAAAAUUCGGGAAAAAUAUGGAAUAAAAAAUGUUUAUUUUGCAACAGAUUAUCCACUUAAUGGUGGUAAACCUCAAUCACAAACAUUUCAUGAAUUUUCCGAAUUUCAUAAAGAAGCUAUUAAAAUAUUUGAACAUAUAAAAUUCGAUACAUGGGUUUCGUUGGAUGGAUUCUCGCAAAUUAGAAAUGAUUCAAAAUAUAGAGCAGAAUUUAGAGGUUCUGGUAUACAUGGAAUACUUGAUAAGUUAGUUUGUAUAAAUGCAAAAUAUUUUUUAAUGGGACCAAAAGGUUGUGCUAGAACAAUAAGUUCUUUUACAAGUACCAUCGUCGAAGAAAGAGAAAAGUUGAAGGAUAAAUAUGAUUUGAUCAAUGUUGUUUCUAAAUGGUAA
Molecule: messenger RNA, 1362 nt
Organism: Dentiscutata heterogama
Lineage: Eukaryota; Fungi; Glomeromycota; Glomeromycetes; Diversisporales; Gigasporaceae
Source: the annotation of a GenBank genome assembly